AUGCCAGAAACGCCGCCUUCCCUUCUGCUGCUCCCAGCACCCCCGUCCCCAGCAACCUUCAGCGCCCUCCAAACAGCCUACCAGCCGCCGCUAACCUCGGUGCUCGGCAAGCUCCAUGCACAGUCCCUCGAGACAUCGUCCACCGCCAACCUCACCAUUGCGGUCGCAUAUUCAGCUCUUGCCGGCAACAAGUACGCCCGCAAGAGGCAUGUUAGAUGGCAAAGCGCACAAUCACUCCUCGCUGGCCUCUACUCUCUCGUAUCAGCCAUCUGCGCCGAAAAGGGCAUCCUGUCAUAUACAGACGCGGGCGCCGGCGGCGUCGAUGUCCGCAUUGUCAUAGUAGACCACGAAAAGGGAACCAAAUAUGAAAAGGGCUUUGACGGCAAAUACCCAACCAAUUCGACCUGCGUCCAGUCGCUAGCUACCUACGCUAGCACUGUGUACCCAUGGGGCAACAUAUACCACCCAAGCUGCGAGGCGAGCUACGCCUUGCUAUCCCACUUCUUGGCUAUUGCUGAGACAAGGCAGACCAUUAAGCAGAGCCAGAUUAUUGCCGUAGAGGGCGGUCUUCAUCUUUCGACAGAGACAGCGUCGGCGUCUGAUGACAUCAGUAGCCUACCAGGCGACUAUGGCGUCGUCUGCUUAGGCGGCACCUUUGACCAUCUUCACCCAGGACAUAAGCUUCUGUUGCACGCUGUUGCACUACUACUUCAGAUUCCAGAAGCAGGAAAGAGCCCCGAACCUAGCGUUAUUGUCAUUGGUAUCUCGGUGGACGACCUGCUCAAGAAGAAAAAGUACGCUGAGCAGUUAGAAUCUUGGGACGUCCGCGCACUCAACGUCCUUCGAUUUUUGGCUACUGUUUUGGGGUCCUCACCAACUACUGCUACAAUAACCACCACUAAAAAGGAUAUUUCAUCUGCAGAGCUUCAUGCCUCGUUCCGGGACGGCACUGUUCUGGUCCGUUGCGUAGAGCUGCAAGAUCCCUUUGGGCCUACAACUGAAGAAGAAUCCAUUGAGGCGAUUGUAGUGUCUGGUGAGACAAGAAGUGGCGGCAGCGCUAUCAAUGAUAGACGUACGGCAAAGGACUGGGCAUCUUUGGCAGUUUACGAAAUUGAUGUGCUGGACGCUAGUGGUACAGUUGACGGCGAUACACGCGCAACAGACAACUUUGCGUCAAAAUUGAGCAGCACGGCAAUUAGACAGCGAAUCUUCGAAUCAAAUCAAAAUAAGUAA
[Torrubiella] hemipterigena is the source of this 1233-nucleotide messenger RNA. Lineage: Eukaryota; Fungi; Ascomycota; Sordariomycetes; Hypocreales; Clavicipitaceae. The record is from the annotation of a GenBank genome assembly.